Molecule: messenger RNA, 2753 nt
Organism: Suillus subalutaceus
Lineage: Eukaryota; Fungi; Basidiomycota; Agaricomycetes; Boletales; Suillaceae
Exons: 15
Coding region: 193-2385 (730 amino acids)
Source: RefSeq, a predicted model, not a curated record
CAUGUCGAUGCGGCUGUGAUUCCGCUUUAAUCAAACGUUAUGCGAGCAGACGCCUGUUUGCUUUCACAUUCACAGCAAAUACCACAGCUUUAAAUACCACAGCAUCUUUCGUAUCCGUAUACCCUUUCAACGACAGGACUGAGGACACCAGCAAAGCAAAAAUUUCAAUACCUGACUUUGGCCACCGGCGCAAUGGCGAGCCUGAGCAAGACUGCGACUACUAGAACGCCGAGGAGAGUAGAAGUAAACCAGCGUGCACUGGUCGAUAAAGUGCUCGCUCGAUAUCCAGAAGAGUUUACAGUAUUCCGAGAACUAUUACAGAAUGCUGACGAUGCUAGAGCCACGAAGGUCCUUAUAGAGUUUCAGACGAAGGACUAUGUUACACAUUCUGCGGGAGCAAACGGCAAGACAAAUGGAAUCAAUGGCACCACCGAUAUCCCGGACUUGCUCACAACGAAGUUGUUCAAAUGGGUUGUUCGCAACAAUGGUGAUUAUUUCGAAGACAAGGACUGGGGACGACUGACGAAGAUUGCGGAUGGCAACCCGGACGAACAGAAGAUCGGAGCAUUUGGCGUUGGGUUCUACAGUGUCUUCGGUAUUACCGACAGCCCGCUGGUCUUGUCUGGAGGAAAAAGUCUGUCGAUAUUCUUUCAGGGCGAUCAGCUAUAUACAUUGGACGAUGCUUGUUCCCAGAGCGAAUGGACUUCCAUCGAAAUGGUGCUGAAAGAAGAUAUGCAAGUUCCGGUCCCGAAGCCAUUCGACUUGGCCCGGUUCUUGGCAGCUACCAUGACAUUCAUGUCAAGUGUGGAAAACGCCCAUGUUUCCUUCGACAACAAAGUCUUCAUGAAGAUCGUCAAGUCAAGACAAGUACCCAGUCCGAUUCGUGUUCCCAAAGAUAUGAUACCGAGGAGCAAGGAGGACACGAUGCAUAUCAAGGGACUUUCGGUAGUUACCCAAGGAAUUACUGUUGAACUCACGGACUGGGCACGCGCCGCCGGAACGAAGAUAACAUCUGCACAUCGCUCUGGCAAUGAAAAUCUAUCGAAGGAUCCUGUGAAACGCAAAAGUUUUUGGGAUGGCUCAAAGCGUGAAGCCCCCAAAGUCGCCAAAGUCACCAAAGCUGUGUCUCGAGCGUCUACUUAUGACCACCCGCCCUGGUUGACCUACAGUGCCAAAUAUGCUGUAUAUUCGGCUCAAGUUACAACUAGUCCUAGCAAGGACCUUCAUAAGGGCUUAAGAGCAAUGACGAAGAAGGAUCCUCCUUCCCACUUUGAUUUUGAGAUGGUCUACUUCUCCAAAGAGGAGCAGGAUGCAAGAACAGCAGAGGAGAAAAGCGAUCCAGACACGGGAAGCAUAUUCAAGGGGCCGCAAGGUCUGUUUCCCCAACUAGACGGGGAAUAUAUGUCUCGGAUCUUCAUCGGUCAAAGUACAGCGCAAACGACUGGUAUUAGUGGGCACAUGUCUGGCCGGUUUAUUCCCACUGUCGAACGAGGAUCCAUCGAUCUAACAAACGGCCAUAUCGCAAAAUGGAAUCAGGAACUCCUGUAUGUAGGUGGGUUCCUUGCGAGGCUCGUAUAUGAACAGGAGAUCCGCAAGGUCCAGGAUGCUUGGCCUACGGUCAACGGUGUUGUUGUCCCGACUGCUGACGCUCGAGCGUCAGCUUCAAGAGAGAAGGCCUCGUAUGCCAUGCGCUACUUCACGUUCCAACCAUCCACUCCGGAUGCCAAAGUGUCAAGAAUCUUGCAAGAUGCAUUUUUCGACUGUUUCGACUAUUACUCCAACGUUCAUUUCCCCAUCUUGACGAAUUCUGGUAUUCGUUACACCAAGGACGUUCGGGAGAUUCACGCUGACUUCUCCUCCUUCAUGAAAAUGGUGCCUACACAACUUCCGACAUCACCUGGCGACCCACCUAGUUUAGUUGACAUUCUCCCUGAGAAGUAUGGUGUCCGGACGUACACGUUUUCGGACGUGGUGAAAGAACUACAAGGAAGGAUUUUGCAAGAAGAAGAAAUGAUCGGUUGUCUGCGGUGGUGGGUCAACUUCAUAAGUUCGCUUGAAGCUGAUGAAGAAAGGGAAACAACCCUCACGUUCCUCUCCAAUCUGACGGACAAUGCCAAGUCGCGAAUUGGGAAUUCUACGCGUGUUAUAGAACUUCACAAUAUCACCAAGUUUGUCGAUGCCAGUGUGUGGCUCCCUUGGCUUCAGUCGGACGAUGCUCUUCCUCCAGACACCAUCCCGUUUUCGUUUACCAGGGCUCUCGACCGACGACAUAUUUCCCCAUCUCUUUUGUGGCAGCCAAUGACACUCGUGGACUGGCUGAGUCAUUUAAUAAGCCCUCAGAUAGACGCGGCUCAUGACAUCCGCAAAAAACUCUAUAUAUUCUAACCGUGUCUUGGCGGUUCUGGGGAACAUCUGGCCUAUGAUGUCCAGUGACAUGAAAUCCGAGGCAAAGGAUCUCAUGCAGGACGUCCCAUGGAUCGCAACGAAUCUGGGAUUCCGGACCCCUGGUGGAGCGUAUUUUCCAGAAGCAGACGUCUUCCGUGAUUUGCCUGUUGUCUCUGUCAACCUGUUCGAUCCACAGAUUCUCACUGUACUCGGCGAGUUUGGGGUCAAGCGGCAUCUUAACUUUGAAGAGUUGUUUGCCAAGGCGGACAAAUUGAGCACGUGGUCGGCGAUGGAGAUGAUCAGAUAUCUUAGCACUGACCCAGACGCCAUGGAGAGGCUGGAGGAUAUCAGGAAAUACGCUGUAUUCC